CCUCCCUGCGUAAUCUCUCUCUCUCUCUCAACCUUCCUCCGUCCACCCUCACGAAAUCCAACAGCGACCAACUAACACAAUGGACGACAUGAAUGCCGAAUACAGCCUCUACUGGGAAACUAAGCGCUUGAUGGAUCUCGAAGAGCUCGAGAGUUGGGGGUUUGAGGAGGCCGUGUCCGGUGGCUACUAUGGUUCCAGUUCUCCCGAAGGUGUCUCUUCGUCGGCGCCAACCACGGCGAAGAACAUUGCCAUGGAGAGGAAUCGCCGGAAGAAGCUCGACGAUAAGCUCUACGCACUCCGAAGCGUCGUUCCCAAGAUUACCAAGAUGAAUAAGGCAUCGAUCAUAAAGGAUGCGAUCGAUUACAUUAUUCAGCUUCAAGACGAAGAAAGGCAGAUGAAAGCUGACAUAUCCGAGCUCGAGUCAAAACUCAAGCAAGAGUUGGCUUCGGUUGAUGACGACCUUGCGCACUUGGAGAAUCUGCACUUCUCGCAGAGAAAGAAGAAAAGAACUGCGUCUGCUCCAAGUUCCCCCAGCUCGACACCAAUUCAAGUUGUGGAACUUACAGUGAGUGAAGUGGGGGAGAAGACCAUUCUUAUAAACAUCACCUGCAACAAGAAGAGCGACACCAUGAUCAAGCUAUGCGAGCUUUUUGAGUCUUUAAACAUGAAGAUCAUCACGGCCAACAUCACCUGCCUCGCCGGUAGCUUCUUUUAUACUCUGUUCAUUGAGAGUGAUGAAAUAGGGAGCGCUCAACUGAAGGAGAAGAUUGAAACUGCAAUUACAGAACUUGACAGCCCGAGAACAAUGAGUUCGAUCCUCGAGUUAUAUUAACUACAUGGAUUUACCCAAGAGCUGAUUAUUACGCCCUAUGCACAAAAAUAAAUCAGUCAAUAAACUGCUAUUCUACCCUUGCUACUCCGGGAGACUAAGGCUGUUGCUUAGCAACAGAUGGAGUGGAUAAGGCAUGCAUAGCAGAGUCGAUUACUUAUGGUAAUGUUCAAGUUCUUUUUCAAGUUGUAAUGAUGUUUUACUUUGAUGCUGUGAUCAAAGUUUUGGAGUACAAUUCUCUGUAAUUUGUGUCAUGAAUAUAAACCCAAGACG
Zingiber officinale is the source of this 1102-nucleotide messenger RNA. RefSeq names its product transcription factor bHLH35-like. Gene Ontology annotation, cellular component: nucleus. Gene Ontology annotation, molecular function: DNA-binding transcription factor activity; sequence-specific DNA binding; protein dimerization activity. Gene Ontology annotation, biological process: regulation of DNA-templated transcription. The record is from RefSeq and is a predicted model, not a curated record. The coding region runs from base 80 to 832 and encodes 250 amino acids. NCBI's taxonomy places the organism in Eukaryota, Viridiplantae, Streptophyta, Magnoliopsida, Zingiberales, Zingiberaceae. The transcript is spliced from 5 exons.